UUCGGUCACUUGGCUAGCCUGUGCCUCGUUUCACUGACCUGCAUCAUCGACUGGGGGAGUGUCAUACUAACUUGAAUAUAUUUAAUACUUCAAUGUAUUUUUACAACGUAAAUGAGUUAUAUAGAGCCAUGUCUCCAUCAGUGCCCCUGCAGGAGAUGAUCCGGGCCAUCAGGUCAGCGAGGACGCAGUGUGAGGAGCGCGGUGUCAUCCAGAGGGAGUGUGCAGCUAUCCGGGCACAGUUCAGACAAGCUGACAAUGGGGGGCGAUCGCACAACCUGGCCAAGCUGCUCUAUGUGCACAUGUUGGGCUACCCAGCUCACUUUGGUCAGAUGGAGUGUGUUCGGAUGAUAGCCAGCCCUCGCUACAGCGAAAAGCGUGUGGGAUAUCUUGGAGCCAUGAUGCUGCUCGAUGAGAAGCAGGAUGCCAGCUUGCUCAUCACUAACUCCAUCAAGAAUGACCUUUCUCACAGUAACCAGUAUGUGCAGUCUCUGGCUCUGUGCACGCUGGCCUGCAUGGGUUCAGCUGAGAUGUGCAGAGAUCUGGCACCAGAGAUUGACAGGCUGCUCCGAGCCUCCAACUCCUACAUAAAGAAGAAGGCUGCUCUGUGCGCUGUUCACAUUGUGAGAAAAGUCCAUGAUCUGGGGGAGCUUUUUGCGCCCGCAGCUCGUUCCCUCCUCGCUGAGAAGAACCACGGUGUGUUGCAUGGUGCUGUGGUGCUCAUCAUUGAGCUGUGUGAGCGGAAUCCAGAAACCCUAGAGCGCUUCAGAAAGACAGUGCCAGAUCUGGUUCAGAUCAUGAAAGGUCUGGUCCUUUCAGGUUAUUCUCCAGAACAUGAUGUGGCAGGAAUCAGCGAUCCCUUCCUACAGGUACGCAUCUUGAGGCUGCUGAGAAUCCUUGGUCACAACAACGAAGGCGCCAGUGAUGCUAUGAAUGACCUACUAGCUCAGGUGGCGACCAACACUGACAGCACUAAGACUGUGGGCAACGCCGUGCUGUAUGAGACUGUUCUUACCGUGCUAGACAUCAAGUCGGAGAGCGGCCUCAGGGUUCUGGCUGUGAACAUCCUGGGAAGAUUUCUCCUGAACAACGACAGGAACAUUCGGUACAUUGCCAUGACAUCUCUUCAAAAGAUUGUUGGGACAGACCACAAUGCAGUGCAACGCCACAGGGGAACCAUAGUGGACUGCCUGAAGGACCAGGACGCUUCUGUCAAGCGCCGCGCGUUGGAGCUCUCCUUGGCGCUGGUGUCCGCCUCCAACGUCCGCUCCAUGAUGAAGGAGCUGCUCCUCUUCCUCUCCUCCUGCCCCGCUGAGCUGAAGGCUCAUGCUGCCAGCGGCAUAUUCAACGCCGCAGAGAGGUAUGCACCCUCCCAGCGCUGGCACAUUGACACCAUCCUGCAUGUCCUCACCACGGCGGGGGGUGACGUGAGAGAUGAGACAGUGCCCAACUUGAUCCAGCUCAUCACCAAUGCCUCAGAGCUGCACUGUUACACCGUCCACAAGCUCUACCGAGCCCUGCUUACAGACAUCUCUCAGCAAUCCUUGGUGCAGGUGGCGUGCUGGUGUAUAGGAGAGUAUGGAGACCUGCUGCUGAGAGGAGAGUGUCAGGAGACAGAGGCUGUUCAGGUCACCGAGGACGACGUCCUGGACGCCUUGGAAACGGUUCUGCAGUCCCACAUGUCGUCCCCGGCAACCAGAGGCUUUGCUCUGACUGCCACCAUGAAACUGAGCACCCGCAUCACUGAUAAUGUGGAUCGCAUCAGAAGCAUCGUCAGCAUCUAUGGCAGCUGUAUAGAUGUGGAGCUCCAGCAGAGGGCAGUUGAAUACAAUGCCCUGUUCAAAAAAUAUGACCACAUGAGGGCAGCAGUGCUGGAGAGGAUGCCUGUGAUAGAAAAGAACUCCCCGGGUCAUACCAACGGAGAGUCAACGGGAGAGGCCAUUAAGGACAUCCAACCAGCCAAAGUCAAGCAGGGAGAGCCACUGCUGCCCCCGCAACCUGCUAACCAGGUGUGUGAUCUCUUGGACCUGCUGGGAGGCUCUGAGGAGACUCUGCAGCCCAGCCCAGCAGUAGGCGCUCCAGCACCGGGCCUGCUCAUCAACACAGCCAGCACUGCUGGAGGAGACCUCCUGGAUCUGCUAGGAGUGUUAGAGCCUGCACCCCUCGCACCAGCUCCUACAGUGCCAGUGUAUGAGAAAGACGGUGUGACUUUGACACUAAGUUGUGAGAAACAGUCCGACACAGGCCUGACAGUCACACUAACAGCCUCCAACUCCACCAACUCGGACAUCAGCAGCUUCACCCUGCAGGCCGCAGUGCCCAAGAGUGUCCAGUUACACAUGAAAGCCCCCAGUGGGGACUCUCUUCCUGCAAGAGGCACUGCUAAGGUGACCCAGAUGGUAGUCCUUAACAAUCCAAACAAGGUGAACCUGAAGAUGAGGGUCCGCAUAUCUUACACCAGCCAAGGAUCAGCCUUUCAGGAUACAGUCCAGAUCGACUCCUUCCCUGGACUCGACGCUGCCGGCCAGUGACCUCAGCCAUUCGGUCUAACGGGACUAUGACAAAGUCUGUGGAUGAGUCAGCAGGCAUCGCCCCUCACUGACGGAAGGUUUUUUUCUGUGCUGUCACACCCUGUAUACUACCGUCAAAGCUGCGGUUUCUGAAAUUCCUGAUGUUUCUGGUGUUUUUACAGCUGAAGAACCUCGUGAACUUGCAUAGUUUCCCCCCUCUGGAAUCCAAGUGUAAAUGUGACUGAUGGCAUUAUUUAAUAUGGCACAAGCUUUGGAAAAUGCCCUUAUAUUAUGGAAAUACUAAAAUAUCAGUCGUUAUGGGAUUUUUGCAAUGACAACUCUCCGUAGAAACUUUGUACCAUCCAGGGUUUUUUUUUUUUUUUUUUUUUUUUUUUAAAGCUACUGAAGCUGAUUGUACUUGUUUCACUCCAUAAAUAUGUACUUUCAUGUGGCUCCUGACAGUCAGUACGUGCCACUAGAUCA
Molecule: messenger RNA, 2990 nt
Organism: Perca flavescens (yellow perch)
Lineage: Eukaryota; Metazoa; Chordata; Actinopteri; Perciformes; Percidae
Gene: ap1g2
Product: adaptor related protein complex 1 subunit gamma 2
Biological process (GO): intracellular protein transport; vesicle-mediated transport
Cellular component (GO): Golgi apparatus; AP-1 adaptor complex; membrane coat
Source: RefSeq, a predicted model, not a curated record